GGGCGUCUCUACAGAUGUGAGGCUUGGGACUCUCGUAGGCCCUACAUAAACACCACCUUGGCAGAUCCUGCAGGUGGUGCAGCAGGGGGCCUCCCUGAGGGCCUGGCUGGGACCUCUGCCACGGGGGGGUGUCUGUGAAUCGGGCCUUCCCGAGGGGAGGGGCCCCAUGGCUCAGGAGUGUUUGGCAGACAUGGCCACCCUGGGCACUCAGGUGGCAGGAUCCUGUUCCUACAGGAGGCGGGACUUCCUCUUACACCCACAAUACAAAGGUAUGUGAACCCUGGGUAUUCUGCCAGAAGAGGUAAGGACUUGCUGUAUUGUCAUCAGGGCUGGAGGUGGGACUUCCUGUAUUGCUAUCCAGGCAGGCCUUGGGACUUUAUUACCUAUGCAGGAGGAGGCGGGACUUCCUGUAUUGCCACAGGGGCAGGAGGUGGGACCUCCUCUGCCCACAGACUGUUCCUCCCAGGAGAAGCCGUCCCCCAUGUACGCCGAAGCCUCCACCAUGAACUUCCGGACCCCCGGCUUCUUCCGGCGCAGCCCCCCCCCCGCGGCGAAGCUGGCCCCCGGGGCGCCCCCGGCCUCGGCGCUGGGGGGCAUCGCCCAGAUCUCGCCCUGCCUCUACCUGUGCAGCGGCAACGCGGCCGCCAACCGGCACCUGGUGUCCGCCCGGGCCGUGACCUGCGUGGUGAACGCCACCAUGGAGAUCCCCAACGCCAACUGGCCCGACAUCGACUACGUCAAGGUGCCGGUGCCCGACCUGCCCCACGCGCCCCUGGCCCUCUACUUCGACUCGGUGGCCGACCGCAUCCACCAGACGGGCAAGCGCAACGGGCGCACCCUGGUGCACUGCGUGGCGGGCGUGAGCCGCUCGGCCUCGCUCUGCAUCGCCUACCUCAUGAAGUACCAUCGGCUCAGCCUGCUGGACGCCCACCAGUGGGUCAAGAGCCGGCGGCCCGUGGUGCGGCCCAACGUGGGCUUCUGGCGCCAGCUCAUCGACUACGAGCGCCGGCUCUUCGGCAAGAACACGGUGCGCAUGGUGCCCUCGCCCCUCGGCCCCGUGCCCGACGUCUACGAGAAGGAGACCCGCGGCCUGGUGCCCCUCUGGAGCUACAGAUAGGCGGGGCCGGCGCGGUCCCACCGUGGGGGGUCGUGUAGCUGUCCCGGCGCGGGGCAGAUUCCAGCCGGACUUGCCCCCAGCCUUUCUCGGAGCCACCCCGGCAGGGGGCAGACAUGCGUGUAACCGCCCCGGCAGGGGGCAGACUGAACACUGGGGCGCACCAGUGACUGUAUUUGCCCCUGGAGGAGGAAUUUGGGGGCAGCUGCCCCACCCUGGGACUGGCUCGGUGGGGGGGAGGCAGAGGUUGUCCCACAAAAGGGCAUUUUCUAACCUCAGAGAAUUGGGGGGGACGGGACGGGGGGCUGGCAGAGUCUGAUGCUGUUGAGGGGGGGAGAAGAGUCAUUGAGCAUAAAAGCCCCCGGCCCCCACAUUGUGUGACUCUUCCCCUAAGCGGCCAUUUUUGUAGGGCCUACCACAAACACCCUACUAACCGCCUUCCAAUUCACCCCCCCAAAAACAAUUUCUCUGCCCCCCAGAGAGAUGAGAUCUCAGCUACUGCCCCCCAGUGGGGGGCAUAAGUGGGAGGGGGCAAAGUGGGGGGGAUCUGCUCUCAGCCUGUCUUCCGCUAGCCCUGUACAUAGCGCCAGAGCUCGAGCUCCACACCCGCUCCCCGAGCGCAGCCCCUACUCAGUAAACCCACCUCUUCCAUUACGCCGAGCGCGUCAGCGAGGGGGGGGGCUCCGAGGCACUGGCCGCAGUGGGGAGGUUUGGGGGGGCUCUGGCUGCAGUAAGGGGUUCAGGGAGGU
Gopherus evgoodei (Goodes thornscrub tortoise) is the source of this 1863-nucleotide messenger RNA. Its product is annotated as dual specificity protein phosphatase 14-like. Lineage: Eukaryota; Metazoa; Chordata; Testudines; Testudinidae. Gene Ontology annotation, biological process: protein dephosphorylation. The coding region runs from base 386 to 1117 and encodes 243 amino acids. Gene Ontology annotation, molecular function: MAP kinase tyrosine/serine/threonine phosphatase activity. The transcript has 2 exons. The record is from RefSeq and is a predicted model, not a curated record.